Messenger RNA from Epithele typhae, 270 nucleotides. RefSeq lists its product as uncharacterized. Lineage: Eukaryota; Fungi; Basidiomycota; Agaricomycetes; Polyporales; Epitheliaceae. The record is from RefSeq and is a predicted model, not a curated record. The transcript is spliced from 2 exons. The coding region runs from base 1 to 270 and encodes 89 amino acids.
AUGUCCCGCAGACCAGCCUUCGAAUACGGGCGACACCCUGAGCCUCCGCGUCACGCCGAAUCAUCCACGGCGCACCCAGGCACCUGCGACUCAACCCCUGGCGUCCAAAAUCCGCCUCGCGUCAAGUCGCCACCGCUCGUGAACGAACCCGAUCCUGUUUCCCUCCUACCCAUCGUCGACCUAUGGUAUGAACUAGAGGAGCAUCUUCAGCAAGAAUCAAUAACGCGUCCAGACGAGAUCGAGGAGGAAGUGGAAGCCGUGCAGCGGUAA